This is a messenger RNA of Lodderomyces orthopsilosis Co 90-125, 1674 nucleotides long. It is a transcript of the gene PAP1, whose product is annotated as polynucleotide adenylyltransferase. NCBI's taxonomy places the organism in Eukaryota, Fungi, Ascomycota, Pichiomycetes, Serinales, Debaryomycetaceae. Gene Ontology annotation, cellular component: nucleus. The transcript has a single exon. Bases 1 to 1674 code for a protein of 557 amino acids. The record is from RefSeq and is a predicted model, not a curated record. Gene Ontology annotation, molecular function: poly(A) RNA polymerase activity; RNA binding.
AUGACGACACAGCACAUGAACAACCAAACGUACGGAGUGACUCCUCCAAUAUCCUUGACAGACCCCACAUCCAAAGACAAAGAGCUUAAUGAUUUAUUGAUAAAAGAGCUAAAAGUAAGGGGCUCCUAUGAAAGUGAAGCAGCAACGUUAAAAAGAGUUGAAGUAUUGACGACUCUUCAAAAGCUCACUGAAGACUUUGUUUACGAGGUUUCACUUCGAAAGAAUAUGACUCAGGGUAUGGCAAAAGAUGCUGGCGGAAAGAUAUUUACCUUCGGAUCUUACAGAUUGGGGGUCUACGGCCCAUCGUCUGAUAUCGAUGCACUUGUAGUGGUACCACGACACGUCACAAGAGAAGAUUUCUUUACAGUUUUUGAAAAGAUUCUUAGAGGUAGACCAGAACUUGAAGAAAUAAAUAGUGUCAAAGAAGCGUUUGUUCCCAUAAUCAAGUUAGAGUUUGCAGGAAUCUCGAUUGAUUUGCUUUUCGCCAAAUUGGACAUUCCUAGAGUUCCUCAUGAUUUAACUCUAGACGAUAAAAACUUAUUGAAAAACAUCGAUGAAAAAGAUAUGCGUGCACUCAAUGGGACCCGAGUUACGGAUGAAAUUUUGAGGUUGGUGCCUAAACCAACAGUUUUUAAGAACGCUUUGCGGUUUAUAAAGAUGUGGGCACAACAAAGAGCCGUAUACGCUAAUGUUUACGGCUUUCCAGGAGGUGUCGCGUGGGCUAUGUUAGUGGCUCGAAUCUGUCAACUAUAUCCCAACGCUGUUAGUGCUGUGAUAUUGGAAAAAUUCUUUCAAAUAUAUUCCCAAUGGAAUUGGCCCCAACCUGUGCUUUUAAAACAAAUUGAAGAUGGACCGUUGCAAGUUAGAGUUUGGAAUCCAAGAUUGUAUGCUAUGGAUAGACAACAUAGAAUGCCAGUUAUAACCCCUGCUUACCCCUCUAUGUGUGCAACUCACAAUAUAACAAACUCAACGCAAAAGAUAAUAAUGAACGAAUUCAAUAGAGGUGUUGAGAUCAUAGGUGAGAUAUUUACUGGCCAAAAGGUGUGGUCACAUUUACUAGAGAGACACAGUUUCUUCCACCAAUACAAGUUUUAUUUAUGUGUGGUGGCAGCAACAAAGUCGAACGCUGAGGAACACCUCAAAUAUAGUGGUAUGGUUGAGAGCAAGCUCAGGUUACUAGUUCAAAAGUUGGAGCAAGUUGAUGGUGUUGAAUUAGCGCAUCCUUACGUCAAAUCAUUCGAGAAUGCUUAUUACUGUAAAUCGGAUGAAGAGAUGCUGUCUAUUGUCAACGCAUAUGGGACCUUACAAGGUGAUGAAAUUGCUUCCCAUUUUAGCACUCCAAAGGAACGCAAGAUGGAAGAAAGUGAAGUGGAAGUAAAUUUGACAAAGCUAUACAUUGGCUUGAAAUUGAAUUUAAUAAGAGAUGGUGAGAAAAAGCUAGACAUUCAGUAUCCUUGUUCAGACUUUUUUUCCAUUUGUAAGAAUUGGCCCGAAUUCAAUCCAGCAAUUCAUUUCAUUCAAAUUAAAAAUGUAAAGUUGUACGAUUUACUGGCGGACGUUUAUAUUGAGGGGGAGCAAAGACCAGUCAAAGUGUCUAAAAGAAAGCGUUCGCUUACAAAAGAUGAAGGGAAAAAAAGGCCUAGAAGUAUAGAAUCCAUAGCUUCGAAGAGUUAA